Messenger RNA from Magallana angulata, 2110 nucleotides. RefSeq lists its product as uncharacterized. The transcript has 4 exons. The record is from RefSeq and is a predicted model, not a curated record. Gene Ontology annotation, biological process: signal transduction. Gene Ontology annotation, molecular function: protein binding. Lineage: Eukaryota; Metazoa; Mollusca; Bivalvia; Ostreida; Ostreidae. The coding region runs from base 437 to 2110 and encodes 557 amino acids.
GCAUUCGAUACCAUACAAAGUCGCCCUGCAAUUAAACUUUGGAACUGCUAUGUGCGCAGACACCGCCGACUUUCAGCAUGUUUUGCGAGAAGUGAAAUAUACAUGACAACGGACCAUCGUCUGCAAUUCACGGAAGCUAAAAACCUAGCCCUGUGAUUUCUACCAAAACCUGACAUCUGUUUUCCUUUUUUUUUCCCUAUGCUUGAUUUUGCAACCCUAUAUUAUUUGGCAAGUCCUCUGUAAUAGAAUCGAUAUUUUGUGGAGUGAAUAUUGAAGCAGGAAGGGGGAGUUGAAAAAAUCAAAACACGAGGUCGCCAGGAUGCUGAAUCUAAACAGUGGAGGUUUGGGAAAUAACCGUUUAUGAUACAAAGUCUUAGUGGGAAGAAAGACCGGAUGUGAAAUGUGAAAUUGUGGCAAAAAAAGAUAGAGGAUUGAAAUGCCGUCACAUUCCCGGAACAAGAAACGAAACAACCGGCCCCCACCGACCCGAGAGGCCGAGUACAAAGUCAUGAUAGAUAUUGUGAACGAUGUUUGUCUCGAAAUCAGAAAGUUCGCGAAAAAGUACAUCAACGACAUUGUGCUGAAGUAUGACAGCUGUGCCACGUGUCUUAACGAGCUGUUGGCGAGCUGGCAAAUGGACUCUUCGCAAUUCUCAACCUCCAAAGAAUUCUGGGAGAAACAUAAAAUCAAAUUAGUGGACGAAGAUAUACGGAAAAAGAAAGAGUAUAAAGAGUUAGUGUUUAUUUGUGAGAGGGCUCGAACAUUCGAGCGCAUGAUACCAAACUUAAGGGAGAGGUUGGUUGAAUGUGCGAGGGAUCACCUUUACAAAUACUGUCGGAGUUUUAUCGAAGAAACUUACGACGAAGUACAAAUUCGACCGAUUAUCGAAUAUGAGGAAUUGAUAACGACUAGCAAAAAGGAAAUUGAUCAAAAAAUAGACUUCUUGAAUAACAAUAUUCUAAAAUACGGUGAAAUGAAAUCGCCAUUCAGUGAGUUCAUAUCAAAAGGCCAUAUCCAUACGGCUUUGAUGGAAGAAAUAUGUGUUCUGAAUAUUGAGAUCGCUCACGCCAUAAAAAAAUGGAUCGCAGACGAUUCAUCGUACCCAGAGCGAUUGCUACAAGAAGUCUUUUUCAAUAAUUCCUAUAAGGAAAAUCUAGUCGAAAACAUUAAAAAACUGGAGGAAGAAAAACAAGUGGUUGUCAAAAACCUGGAUAAAAAACAUCGAGUGAAUUAUGCUGUGAUGCGAGAUCAUGCUUAUCAUAAAAAGGAAAAACACAAACUGAAAAACAGUUUAGAGACUGUCAACUUAAAAAUCGAAAAACUAGAGAAACAAAUCGAAAAUAAAAAUGAAGAAAUCUCUGAAUUAAAGGAGGCAGUGGCGGAUAAGACUCCCAUGGCUCCAAGGGACCGCCAAGAAUUGCGACGGAAGCUAGAGAAAGCAGAGGCGGAUCUAGACCGUUUCCAUGAGCGAAAGGAUGUGAUGGAAAGACAGCACGGGCGGCUGGACAAAGAACUCAAGCAAGUCUCGGACAGGACGUAUGAACUCAAAGUAGAGGUGGUCACCAACAGGCAUGACCAGGAGGAGAUGAGACAGGGAAUUCUGGGAAUUGAAAUCGAAAUGAAAUCCAUCUUGGAGCGGCUGAGUAGUAUUGACGAAAAGCAAGAAAUUCUGAAAAGGGUGAGGGAGCUGAAGCUAUCUCCAGAUACCCUGAGACGGAUUAACACGAGGCGACAGGAGGUUACUACAAAAGAGAAAUCGCCAUCACCAGUAGUGCAUGCACAUCAUAAUGGGCUAGUUCAACUGGAUGACGCCUGUCGAUAUGUCGCCUUCCACAUCGGCAAGGACUGGAAGAAACUGUACGAUCGUCUGCCUUUCGUGCCCCCACGUGACCCCGACAGACGACAGAAGGACGUGGAGGUCAUAGACAACAUUUCGGCCCGUCAAGACAGAACCCCCGAGGAAUCAGCAUUACGCUCCCUAGAAAAAUGGCGGUCCUUUAACAGACAGGGUGAUAUUAUCCAACUUAUCCGAGGACUUCGUAAACUGAACAAAGUCGAGCUGGCACAGAAACUGGAGAGCAGAUUCACUAUACAAAAUGUCUACGGAUAA